Castor canadensis (American beaver) is the source of this 951-nucleotide messenger RNA. NCBI's taxonomy places the organism in Eukaryota, Metazoa, Chordata, Mammalia, Rodentia, Castoridae. The record is from RefSeq and is a predicted model, not a curated record.
AUGGAUCAAAUGGACCUAACUAUGUCUACAGAAUAUUUCAUUGAACUUCUGCACAAUUCACAGAACAUUCUGGUCUUACUCUUCAUGAUACUUCUGCUGCUUUGUCUGAUCAUUGGAUCUGGAAAUAUUGUCAUCAUGACCUUAAUCAUCAUUGACUCUCAUCUCCACUCCAUGUACUUCUUGUUGGCCAACUUGUCCUUUGUUGACAUGUGGCUUUCCUCAGUGAGCACACCUAAGAUGAUCACAGACUUUCUCAAGGACAACAAGACUAUUUCCUUUGGAGGCUGUAUGUCCAAGAUCUUCUUUGCUUAUUUCAUUGCUGCAGGUGGGAUGGUACUUCUGGUGGUAAUGGCAUAUGAUCAUUACAUGGCCAUUUGCAAACCACUUCAGUACUCUAGCAUUAUAAGCCUGAAACAGUACAUAAAGCUGGUGUUGAUUUCCAGGACCCUUGGCUUUGUGCAUGCCAUGAAUCAUCUGGUUGUGAUUGUGCAUCUGCCUUUCUGUGGCCCCUGGGAGAUAACUGGUAUCUUCUGUGACAUACCACAGAUAAUCAAGCUGGCCUGCAUGUAUUCCCAUAAUUUGCACCUUUUAAUGGAUGCUGAAUGUGGGGUUGUUGGUGUAACCUGCUUUAUUCUGUUGCUGAUAUCCUACACAUAUAUUCUCCUCACUGUUCAACAAAUCUCUAAAACUGAUGCAUCUAAGGCACUGUCUACCUCCCCUGCCCACAUCAGGGUGGUGUUGCUCUUCUUUGGACUCAUUUUUAUCUAUGUGUUUCCAUUCAAUAUCACUUGGUUGGACAAAUUUCCUGCUGUGUUUUAUUUUGCUUUUACACUUCUCCUAAAUAUAGCCAUUUAUAUACUGAGAAACAAACAGAUGAAAAAUUCUAUGAAAAGAUUCAUAAGCUAUUACAUAGGUUCCAAGGGAAAACCUGGUCCCCAGGUUCUCUAUUAA